AUGAACAAGAUCCGAAAGUUUUUCCGCGGAAGUGGGCGAGUCCUGGCAUUUAUAUUUGUAGCUUCUAUCAUCUGGCUGCUCUUUGACAUGGCAGCUCUCCGCCUCUCAUUCAGUGAGAUCAACACUAGGGUUCUGAAGGAAGACGUAGUCAGAAGGGAGAGGAUAGGGUUCAGAGUUCAGCCAGACCAAAUGAAGAUUCUUUACAGCAGCAUGAAAGAGAUAAAGCCCCCACUCAGGGGCCACGGGAAGGGCAUAUGGGGCAAAGAGAACUUGAGAAAGACGGAGGAGGGUGUGCUCAAGGUUGAAGAUGAUUUGGACCAAAUCCAGAAGGAAAGACGAAUACAGAAAGCUCCAGGAAGUGUCAAGAUUGCACCUUUGUGGCAUCCUGUACAUCUGCAGACCUUUCCUGUGACUUUUACCAAGCCGAUGACAGAGGAACAUGCCAUCAAACCUGAAGCCUAUUCUCGCCCUGUGACCCCAAAGCAAACGACAGCUCAGGGGGGUCAGAAAACCACAUUCAUAGCAGCCGGAGGAACUCCAUUGCCCCAACUAUCUCUACACACAAGACCUUUUGGUAUAAACCAGGAGGCCCAGAAGAGACAUAGUCACAGCAGUGACACAUCAAAACAAGCCGCUGAAAGGACCCUGGAUGUGACCAUCAGGUUUAAUAGUGACAGAUCAAAGCAGAUAUCACAUGCCGUAGCAAAUGAGAAGACACUCCCUGCCAGUCCACCAGUGCCAAAAUCUAGGGAAGCCUUAACCUUAAAUAAAACUGAGGCUCAGAGAAAAUAUCUAACUGCAUAUAAACACAAAGCCAAUAAGAACCUUCCCUUUCCCAAGUUCUCUGCCAAUUUAAAUCACUUAAAGAAGCAAUCUAUUAAUGAGACUCAGUUGGGAGACUUGCCAAAGGAUGAUGGAGCCAAAGUGGCUGGUGGGAAGAAAUUCAAUUUUUCUGAAAGCCAUGUUGUGAUUAUAACCAAGGAAGAGGAGCUAAAGACAAACACCAAAGAGGUCCCUAAUCCUAAAAUCAAAACUGUAUUUCCUUUCGUAUUGGGUGAAAGACAAAGAAAACACAUUUCCAAGGACAGAAGUGAGGCAUCUUUCUCUUCACUUGCUCUCCAGAGAGCAAGAGUGUCUCAAACUAAUCACGUCUUAGCUGGGGGACUAAAGCCAGCAAGAAUCAGCUUAAAUGCCACGGUCCAGCACGAAGAACUCAACCAAAGGCAUACAAAAGCCCUUUCACCUAAAGACAGCGAAAUGCACCAAGUAUUAAGCAUCGAUAUGACACUUUCUCCAAGGGACCCCAAAGCCCCAGGGCAGUUUGGACGUCCUGUGGUUGUGCCCCAGGGAAAGGAGAAGGAGGCAGAAAGAAGAUGGAAAGAAGGAAACUUCAAUGUCUACCUCAGCGAUUUGAUCCCAGUGGACAGAGCCAUUGAAGACACAAGACCUGUUGGGUGUGCAAAGCAGCUCGUUCACAAUAACCUCCCAACCACCAGUGUCAUCAUGUGCUUUGUGGAUGAGGUGUGGUCCACUCUCCUGAGAUCUGUUCACAGUGUCCUCAAUCGCUCUCCUCCACAUCUCAUCAAGGAGAUUCUGCUGGUGGAUGACUUUAGCACCAAAGAUUACCUAAAAGAUAAUUUGGAUAAAUACAUGUCUCAGUUUCCAAAAGUUCGGAUUCUUCACCUCAAAGAGAGACACGGUUUAAUAAGAGCCAGACUGGCAGGGGCACAGAUUGCAACAGGUGAUGUGUUGACAUUCUUAGAUUCUCACGUGGAAUGUAACAUUGGUUGGUUGGAACCUCUUCUGGAAAGAGUUUAUUUAAGUAGAAAAAAAGUAGCCUGUCCAGUAAUUGAAGUCAUCAAUGAUAAGGAUAUGAGUUACAUGACAGUGGACAACUUUCAAAGAGGCAUCUUUGUGUGGCCCAUGAACUUUGGUUGGAGAACAAUUCCUCCAGACGUUGUUGCAAAAAACAAAAUUAAAGAAACUGAUGUAAUAAGGUGCCCUGUCAUGGCAGGUGGAUUGUUCUCUAUUGAUAAAAAUUACUUUUUUGAACUUGGAACUUAUGACCCUGGGCUUGAUGUUUGGGGUGGAGAAAAUAUGGAGCUGUCAUUCAAGGUGUGGAUGUGUGGUGGCGAAAUUGAGAUCAUUCCCUGUUCCCGAGUGGGCCACAUUUUCAGAAAUGACAACCCAUAUUCCUUCCCCAAAGACCGGAUGAAGACGGUGGAGCGGAACUUGGUGCGGGUGGCCGAGGUCUGGCUUGACGAGUACAAGGAGCUGUUCUAUGGCCACGGGGAUCACCUCAUAGACCAAGGGCUAGAUGUCGGAAACCUCACCCAACAACGGGAACUUCGAAAGAAACUAAAAUGCAAAAGUUUCAAGUGGUACCUGGACAAUGUGUUUCCUGACUUGAAGGCUCCCAUUGUGAGAGCUGGUGGUGUGCUUAUUAACGUGGCCUUGGGUAAAUGCAUUUCCAUUGAAAAUACCACAGCCAUUCUGGAAGACUGUGACGGGAGCAGCAAGCUUCAACAGUUUAAUUACACCUGGUUAAGACUUAUUAAACAUGAAGAAUGGUGCUUGGCUCCCGUCCCUGAUCAGGGAGCCUUGAGGCUGCACCCUUGUGAUAACAGAAACAAAGGGCUGAAAUGGCUACACAAAUCAACAUCAGCCUUUCACUCAGAACUGGUGAAUCACAUUGUUUUUGGAAACUAUCAUCAGUUGUUAUGCUUGGAAGGAAAUCUUUCUCAGAAAACCCUGAAAGUUGCUGCUUGUGACCCAAAGAAGCCAUAUCAAAAGUGGAAAUUCGAAAACUAUUUUGAAGACUGA
Molecule: messenger RNA, 2823 nt
Organism: Eptesicus fuscus (big brown bat)
Lineage: Eukaryota; Metazoa; Chordata; Mammalia; Chiroptera; Vespertilionidae
Gene: GALNT5
Product: polypeptide N-acetylgalactosaminyltransferase 5
Exons: 10
Coding region: 1-2823 (940 amino acids)
Cellular component (GO): Golgi apparatus
Source: RefSeq, a predicted model, not a curated record